AUGGCUUCCGACCGCACCGUCGGCCUGCUCGGCGGCGGCCAACUCGGCCGCAUGCUGCUCCAAGCCGCCAACCUCCUCGAGAUCAAAGUCAACAUCCUCGACGCCGCCGGCUCGUCCGCCAAGCAGAUCAGCGCCCACGACGGCCACAUCGCCGGCUCGUUCAAGGACCGCGACGCCAUCCGCGCGCUCGCCCGGACGUCCGACGUCCUGACGGUCGAGAUCGAGCACGUCGACACCUACAUCCUCGAGGAGGUCGCCCGCGACCUCGGCGUCGACGUCCAGCCCGCCUGGUCGACCCUCCGCACCAUCCAGGACAAGUUCCUGCAGAAGGGCCACCUCCUGGAGAGGGGGGUGGCCACCGCGGAGAGCCUGGCCCUGGCCGAACCCUCCCGGGCGGAGCUCGAACGGGUCAGCGCGGAGUUGGGCUUGCCGUUGAUGCUGAAGUCGCGCCGGGAGGCGUACGACGGCCGGGGGAACUUCCCGGUCCGGACGGCGGACGAUUUCGACGCGGCCCUGCAGGCGCUGAGCGGUCGGAGCGCCCAAGGCGGCCUCCAGCCGGGAGAUGUGCUCUACGCCGAGAAAUGGGCCAACUUCCGCAUGGAGCUGGCGGUCAUGGUCGUCAAGACCAAGGACCAGGUCCUGUCCUACCCGACCGUCGAGACCAUCCACGAGGACAGCAUCUGCAAGCUCACGUAUGCCCCCGCCCGCCGCGUCUCCAGCGCGACGAACGAGCGCGCCCAGGCCCUCGCCCGCCAGGCGGUGGCCUGCUUCGCGGGCAAGGGCGUGUUCGGCGUGGAGAUGUUCCUCCUCCCCGACGACACUUUGCUCAUCAACGAGAUCGCGCCGCGGCCGCACAACUCCGGGCACUACACGAUCGAGGCCUGCCCCGUGUCCCAAUACGAAGCGCAUCUCCGAGCCAUCCUCGACCUGCCCCUGCUCGCCGAGGACCUCGAGCUCCGCGAGCCGAGCAUCAUGCUGAACAUCCUCGGCGGCGCCGGGCCCGACUCGCACAUCCGCAUCGCGAGGGAGGCGCUCCGCCAGCGCCGCACCAAGGUCCACCUCUACGGCAAAGGCGAGGCGAGGAAAGGCCGCAAGAUGGGCCACAUCACGAUCUGCGCCUCGACCAUGGCCGAAGCCGAAGCCAUCCUGGCGCCCACCCUCGCCCUGGUCGACGGGACCGCAACCCCUCAGUCCUCCCACGGAUCCGAAUCCCCCUCCAAACCAUCCCCCCUCGUCGCCGUCGUCAUGGGCUCCGACUCCGACCUCCCCGUGCUCGAGCCCGGCCUGAAACUCCUCACACAGCUCGGGAUCCCGCACACCGUGCGCAUCACCUCCGCGCACCGCACGCCCGCGCACAUGGCGGAGUUCGCGCGCGACGCCGCGGCCUCGGGGAUCCGCGUGCUCAUCGGCGCGGCCGGCGGCGCCGCGCACCUGCCCGGCAUGGCCGCGGCGCACACGUGGCUGCCGGUGAUCGGGGUGCCGGUGAAGCCGUCGAUCGGGGACGGCACGGACAGCGUGCUCAGCAUCCUCAACAUGCCGCGCGGCGUGCCCGUCGCCACCGUCGCGAUCAACAACGCCGUCAACGCCGCGCUGCUGGCCGCCCGCAUCCUGGCCGCCGGCACGGACGCCGCGGCGCUGAGGGCCCGGGACGCCGUCCGCGCGUAUGCCGCCGACUCGACUGACGAGGUCAUGGGGAAGGACGCCCGCUUGGAGCGCAUCGGCUGGAAGGAUUACCUCGAGGGCAUGAGGGCGAAGUAA
Molecule: messenger RNA, 1758 nt
Organism: Dissoconium aciculare CBS 342.82
Lineage: Eukaryota; Fungi; Ascomycota; Dothideomycetes; Mycosphaerellales; Dissoconiaceae
Product: phosphoribosylaminoimidazole carboxylase
Exons: 1
Coding region: 1-1758 (585 amino acids)
Biological process (GO): 'de novo' IMP biosynthetic process
Molecular function (GO): metal ion binding; phosphoribosylaminoimidazole carboxylase activity; ATP binding
Source: RefSeq, a predicted model, not a curated record